Molecule: messenger RNA, 1018 nt
Organism: Clarias gariepinus (North African catfish)
Lineage: Eukaryota; Metazoa; Chordata; Actinopteri; Siluriformes; Clariidae
Gene: apip
Product: APAF1 interacting protein
Exons: 7
Coding region: 107-826 (239 amino acids)
Cellular component (GO): cytoplasm
Molecular function (GO): methylthioribulose 1-phosphate dehydratase activity; metal ion binding
Source: RefSeq, a predicted model, not a curated record
AAAAGAGGACGCAGGACAGCGCUUCUGAAAGUUCUUUCCAUGCAGAACACGUGACUGUGUUAUUUAUUCCUCUGUGAAUGUAAACUGCUGCUUUGUAAUAUAAACAAUGUCUCUUACAAACAACGGGGAUUGUAACGACGCUACUGCACUUUUGGAUAAGGAACAUCCACGUGUCCUCAUCCCUGAGCUGUGCAGACUCUUCUAUCAGCUUGGAUGGGUGACAGGAACAGGAGGUGGAAUAAGCCUUAGACAUGGGGAUCAUAUUUAUAUCGCACCAUCUGGAGUUCAGAAGGAAAGAUUACAGUCAGAGGACAUGUUUGUGUGUGACAUUGAGGAACGAGACAUCAGCACUCCUCCACCAUGCAAGAAACUAAAGAAAAGCCAGUGCACACCGCUGUUCAUGAACGCAUAUACAAUCAGGGGAGCCCAAGCGGUUAUUCAUACGCAUUCGAAGGCUGCUGUCAUGACCACUUUGCUGUUUCCUGGCAAGGAGUUUCGCAUCACACACCAAGAAAUGAUCAAAGGGAUUCGCAAAGGAAACUCAGGCUCAAAUUUCAGAUACGAUGAGACGCUGGUGGUGCCGAUCAUUGAGAACACUCCAGAGGAAAAGGAUCUGAAGGAGCGCAUGGCCAGAGCUAUGGAGGAGUACCCAGACUCCUGUGCUGUGCUCGUCAGACGGCACGGAGUCUACGUGUGGGGAGAGAGCUGGGAGAAAGCCAAGACCAUGUGUGAAUGUUAUGACUACCUGUUUGACAUCGCUGUGAAGAUGAAGCAAUGCGGUUUAGAUCCGUCCGCACUUCCCACCGAAGCUGAAGGCAUUAUUUAAUCUGACUCAUUGCUGACGUCUGGAUGACGCUCGCGUUUUGUCAGUGGAGCAGACAAUGAGGCACAAAUUGAAUACCCGUUCAUCACUUUGGUUCAGACUUCACCAAUCAGAUAUCAUGAUACGUGCUACUUCUUACACGUGGAAUUAUGAAUAUUUUGUAAUUAAGGAUAAUAAAUCACUAUCUGAUUUAUA